CGCAGGUCCUGUAAGGACAGGGUGAGCACACGUCUCCUGUACUGCUCUGUAGAUGAAGAAUUUUGGUCCCUGAUAGGCCGGAGAGCAGCCAACGAUCGAUGAUUCUAUACACAACAUAGCGUUAGCCUCUGCAGCCACUUCUCAGGAUCUCUGGUGUGAAGAAGGAAACAGAAUAAGAUAGAAUUCUCCUGGAUGACCGAUUAACCAUGGAGAGAGACAGGAACAAGAUGGCCGACAGGAUCAUAACCCUUACCCUACAGAUACUCUUCCGGCUUACUGGAGAGGAUUACACAGUAGUGAAGAAGUCCUCUAGUGGGCGCUGUCGGGCCCCUGUGUGUGAAGGAUGGGGAAGAACCCUGAGCCCAAUCCCGGGGGCCCCACCUCACUCCCUGAUACAUGAGGAAAUGGAUGAACAGAAAAUUCUAGAACUCAUCAACAAGAUGAUGGAGCUGCUGACUGGAGAGGGAGAAGGUCCAAACGAUAUUAAUGCUCCAAACAUAAAGGAAGAAGAAGAGACAGAUGUGAGCAGUAAUGAGCAGUAUAAGAAAGACAUUCCUACAGGAAAAGAUCUGAUCUGUAUUAAUGCUAUAGACAUAAAGGAAGAAGAAGAAGAGACAGAUGUGAGCAUUGCUGAGCAGUAUAAGGAGGACAUUCCUUCAGUUAAUUGCCCAGAUUCUUCCACCAGGAGAUCAGAGGAGAAUCUUAUAUCUUCAUAUUAUAAAGCAGAUGAUGAUAUCACACAAGAUACAUAUGAAGAACAUUCCAUUAUCCCAGAUACACCCUCAGCCCUUCACAGCCAAGAUCUCUCAUCUCAUCCUGUUAUACAAGUCCAACCUAAAGAUUCAUCACAGACUGUUAUACAGGGCUUAUCUUUUGAUCCAUUACAGUUUGUAAAGCGAAAUAAGAAGAAGCCAUUUUCAUGUUCAGAAUGUGGGAAAAGUUUUUCUUAUGAAUCACAAUUUGUUAAUCAUCAAAGAACUCACACAGGGGAGAAGCCAUUUUCAUGCACCGAAUGUAGAAAAUGUUUUAUUCAGAAAGUUAACCUUAUCGAACAUCAAAAAACUCACACAGGGGAGCAGCCAUUUUCAUGCUCAGAAUGUGGAAAAUAUUUUAAUUAUGAAUCACAACUUGUUAAACAUCAAAGAAGUCACACAGGGGAGAAGCCAUUUCCAUGUUUAGAAUGUGGGAAAUGUUUUUCUCUGAAAUCAAAUCUUGUUAAACAUGAAAAAACUCACACAGGAGAGAAGCCGUUUUCAUGUUCAGAAUGUGGAAAAUGGUUUACUUAUGAAUCACAACUUGUGAAACAUCAAAUAACUUGCACAGGGGAGAAGCCAUUUUCAUGCUCAGAAUGUGAAAAAUGGUUUAUUUAUGAAUCACAACUUGUUAGACAUCAAAGAACUCACACAGGGGAGAAGCCAUUUUCAUGCACCGAAUGUAGAAAAUGUUUUACUCAGAAAGCAAACCUUUUUGAACAUCAAAAAACUCACACAGGAGAGCAGCCAUUUUCGUGCACAGAAUGUGGAAAAUGUUUUACUUAUGAAUCACAACUUGUUAAUCAUCAUAGAACUCACACAGGGGAGAAGCCAUUUUCAUGCACCGAAUGUAGAAAAUGUUUUACUCAGAAAUCAAACCUUUUUGAACAUCAAAAAACUCACACAGGGGAGAAGCCAUUUUCAUGCUCAGAAUGUGGGAAAUGUUUUACUGUAAAAACAUCUCUUGUUAAACAUCAAAUAAUUCACUCAGGAGAGAAGCCAUUUUCAUGUUCAGAAUGUAGAAAAUGUUUUACUCAGAGGUCAACACUUAUCAGACAUAAAAGAAUUCACACAGGAGAGAAGCCAAUUCAGAGUAAUAAAUGAUGCGGAUAACACCUCUAUAUAUUAACCAUGUACAUAGGAUAUCUGACAUUAAUACAUAUAUCAUAUACUGCAUCUCCAAACUUGUUCCCAAUUGUUAAUAAAAGUUUUCUUUUAGAACGUA
This is a messenger RNA of Hyla sarda, 1977 nucleotides long. Its product is annotated as gastrula zinc finger protein XlCGF57.1-like. Gene Ontology annotation, molecular function: RNA polymerase II cis-regulatory region sequence-specific DNA binding; DNA-binding transcription factor activity, RNA polymerase II-specific. The record is from RefSeq and is a predicted model, not a curated record. Gene Ontology annotation, biological process: regulation of transcription by RNA polymerase II. The coding region runs from base 207 to 1856 and encodes 549 amino acids. NCBI's taxonomy places the organism in Eukaryota, Metazoa, Chordata, Amphibia, Anura, Hylidae. The transcript is spliced from 6 exons.